This is a messenger RNA of Mangifera indica (mango), 3046 nucleotides long. RefSeq names its product probable protein phosphatase 2C 38. Bases 1618 to 2763 code for a protein of 381 amino acids. The record is from RefSeq and is a predicted model, not a curated record. The transcript is spliced from 4 exons. NCBI's taxonomy places the organism in Eukaryota, Viridiplantae, Streptophyta, Magnoliopsida, Sapindales, Anacardiaceae. Gene Ontology annotation, biological process: protein dephosphorylation. Gene Ontology annotation, molecular function: cation binding; protein serine/threonine phosphatase activity.
UCAAUUGAUACACAUUACACCUCUCAUCACAGUUUAAUCAUUCUAAGAAUAUUUAUUUAAAUUGUAAUUAUGCAUACAAUGUUAAAUAAGGAUUGUCAUUUUUAUUAAUAAGAAAUAUGAGACUACAUCAAAACACACAGCUAUGACAAUUGGCUCAAAGACAUUCUCUUGACAAUCUAUCACUUGCACUAUAUACAUUUAAUCCAGUUUCGAAAACAUAGAUUUACUGUUUAAACUCUGAAGUCACUCUUUUGGCCAGAGUUGAGGUUUUUGUUUCUCUUAUUUGUUGCUUAUCUAUUGUGAAAAAAAUAUUGGGAAAACUUCCAAAAGAGUUGGAGAUCAUGAAAUGGAAAGACCAUCCUCUGGAACUGAGAAAGAUAUCUCAGUACUGCAGGAAAUGAUCACAUUCUUGUAGCCAUAGAUCCGUCCUAACGAGCAAACGCUUGAUCAAAGCAUUAAUGCUCCUGAAUCUGAUGAGUCGGUGGGCAUUUUUUGAUUGUGGGAAUGGAUGGUCCUGGAAACAAGCGAAGUUUGGAUUAAUUUACAGACCCAGUUGGUGAAACAUGGCAGUAUGUUGAGUUGUAGUGCAUGUACCAAAAACUUGAUCACUCUUCACCGGCACACAGGGCCCAGUUGGCACCCCAUUUCGAGUUUAACUUAUGGCUCUUGGCCAUCCAGUGGCUCUCUUUUGUGGAGCAUGCUGCAGAUCUUGAUGUUUAAUAGGUAGUUCAGUAGGAAAUUUUAGCUCAGUAAUGUCUUCUAGAUGGAAGUUGUAAGUGUGUAACAGAAAAAAAAUUCUAGAUUGAGUGAAAAACAUGCAAUGGAGGAGGAAAGAGUCUAAGUAGAAACUCGAAAUGAGCAAGAAAAGAGGAUAAGAUAUGGUGGUGUCUUAAGCUCCUAAAUCCAUGGAGAAGUAUGUAAUGUUUUGUUCUGAUUAUUAAGAUGAGCAAAAAGCGCCUUAAAUGGUUUAUUAUUGCUAAUAAAGGUUGAGAUGAAAAAACCUCAGCCAUGGAAUUAAAAAGAUUGGAGGAACUCACUUGGUCACAAAGACAUAAAAAACAAGGACACGAGAGAGAAACAAGAAAAAGAUGAACAAAAAUGUAAGUUUGUAAUUAAAAUCUCUUUAUUUCCCAUCUUGGAUCUCAUCCGACAACAAACUGAAGAUCUUCUGCCAAAUAACUCCAAACCCUUUUCUUAUCCAUUGCUCCGUUUGGUCUCUCUGAUGUCAGACCAAAUUGAGGCUUAUAUCAAAUCUUUAUGUUCUUUUACAGCUAAGUCUGUUCCCUAUAUGAUGGCACAGAGGGAGGGACCAAACACAUUUUAAACCCAGAUUCAAGGUAUACACCACCAGCAUACUCCCUAUACUCUGAACUUACAUAAAAACUAUUGCCUUCUUGUCCCUAGAUACACUUUUUACUUCAUUUAGCCCAUACCCUUUUGGCCUUCUUCUGAGAAUUCUACUUAUUAUGUGUCUGGUUUUAGUAGGUAUAUAGUUUCAAGUAUUGAGGUUGUGACUACGAAGUCAAAACAUAAACUUGGACCUUAGAUUGAGAGUGCUGUUGUUUCUUCUUUUCUUUAAGCUUUGAUGAACAUUUGGAUGAUGUAAUUCUGAAUUAGAUGUUAAAGAUGUCAAGUGAGUACUUGAAAAUGGUUAGACCUUGUUGGAAGUCAUCUUUUGAAGACGAAGAUAGAGGUAGAGUUGAUGGUCUGUUAUGGUAUAAGGAUUUGGGGCAACAUGUUUGUGGUGAAUUUUCAAUGGCUAUGAUGCAAGCCAAUAGUGUGUUGGAGGAUCAAGGCCAACUGGAAUCAGGGCCAUUGAGUUCUAUAAAUUAUGGUCCUCAUGGAACAUUUGUUGGAGUAUAUGAUGGACAUGGAGGACCUGAGACUGCAAGAUUUAUCAAUGAAAACCUUUUCCUCAAUCUUAAGAAGUUUACUUCUGAGCACUGUGAGGUUUCAGAAAAUGUGAUCCGAAAGGCUUUCUCAGCAACUGAAGAGGAGUUUCUCUCCCUAGUGAGGAAACAGUGGCUGAGUAAGCCUCAAAUGGCAUCAGUGGGAUCAUGUUGUUUGGUGGGGUUGAUAUGCAACGGAGUCUUAUACAUCGCGAAUGUCGGGGAUUCGCGAGCAGUAUUAGGGAGAGCUGAAAGGAGCACCAAGGAUGUUUCUGCUAUACAAGUAUCCAUGGAGCACAAUGCAAAUAUAGAUUCUGAGAGAGACGAGCUUCGGUCAUUGCACCCUGAUGACUCGCAAAUUGUCGUGUUGAAGCACAAAGUGUGGCGUGUGAAAGGCAUCAUACAGAUCUCAAGAUCCAUCGGUGAUGCGUAUCUAAAGAAGGCAGAGUUCAACAAAGAGCCUCUAGCAGAUAAGUUUAGACUGCCUGAAUCAUUCAACAAGCCAAUCCUCAGUCCAAAGCCAUCAAUUUUAGUACACAAACUCAGCCCAGAAGAUCAAUUUCUCAUAUUUGCUUCUGAUGGUCUAUGGGAGCAUCUUAGCAAUGAGGAGGCUGUCAACAUUGUCCAUAUCUAUCCAAGGAAUGGAAUUGCUAGGAAACUAAUUAAAGCUGCACUAAAAGUAGCAGCUAAGAAAAGAGAAAUGAGGUACUCAGACCUGAAAAAGAUCAAUGGAGGGGUGCGAAGACAUUUCCACGACGAUAUCACAGUGAUAGUUGUAUAUCUACAUCCCUGUUUGAUUGAUAAAAGCUUCAAAUGCAGCUCACCCUUUUCAAUAAGAGGAGGCCUUAAUCACUCAUUAUCUGCAGACUUCUAGAGUUGCAUCCACUUACUAGGAGAUUUGUCGCUUUAUCUCAGACUUUUGUGGGUUAGUUUACUUUUCCAUUAGGAGAUUAGCUGCAUUGGAACAACAGUUCUCUUCUUCCUGGGGAAGAAGCACGAGAUAUGUAAGGUGUAGAUAUAAGUUUCUUUUAUCUUCUUCUGCAUCAUGUGAAGCUGUAGCUCAAGGCAUUUUUAUGAUUGAUGCCAUGUUUAAGUUAUCUAAGACUUUGAAGUUUGAUGUAAUUUUUAAUUAAGAAUCAUUUCGCAGUCACAAUGCA